Zophobas morio is the source of this 1900-nucleotide messenger RNA. RefSeq names its product ras-related protein Rap1 (gene Rap1). Gene Ontology annotation, cellular component: plasma membrane. The transcript has 6 exons. The record is from RefSeq and is a predicted model, not a curated record. Gene Ontology annotation, biological process: negative regulation of synaptic vesicle exocytosis; Rap protein signal transduction; cellular response to cAMP. The coding region runs from base 292 to 846 and encodes 184 amino acids. Gene Ontology annotation, molecular function: GTP binding; GTPase activity; GDP binding. Lineage: Eukaryota; Metazoa; Arthropoda; Insecta; Coleoptera; Tenebrionidae.
CGUUCGAGUCUCGGGUGCGGCAUGGUGGCAUGCGCUGCUAACUGGGCAAACGGAAGGGGAGCAUAGUAAUUGCCAGCAGCUAUACACCUACCAUCAACGGCAUCGCCCGAUCCCGAAAUAACGGUGUUUAACCCACGUGGGUAUUUGUUGAAGCGUUGAGCCAUGACAGUGUAAAUUGAAGUGCUUACGGACCCGUUGACGUUAACCCGAACUGUGCAGUGGACGAUUGUGUGGAAGAGGCGCCGCCCCCGCAGAGCCUGGAAAGCGCGGCAUCUAGACUGAACAGGGAAAAUGCGCGAGUACAAGAUCGUGGUCUUAGGUUCGGGCGGUGUAGGGAAGUCCGCACUCACCGUGCAGUUCGUUCAGGGGAUCUUCGUCGAGAAAUACGACCCCACGAUCGAGGAUAGCUAUAGGAAGCAAGUGGAAGUGGACGGGCAACAGUGUAUGCUCGAGAUCUUAGACACCGCAGGCACAGAACAAUUCACGGCGAUGAGGGACUUAUAUAUGAAGAACGGACAAGGAUUCGUUUUGGUUUAUUCAAUUACGGCACAAUCAACGUUUAAUGAUCUGCAAGACCUCCGGGAACAAAUUCUCAGAGUCAAGGAUACUGAUGAUGUCCCCAUGGUGUUAGUGGGAAACAAGUGUGAUCUGGAAGAGGAGAGGGUGGUAGGCAAGGAACAAGGAAAUAACCUAUCGCGCCAGUUCAACUGUGCCUUCAUGGAAACCUCUGCCAAAGCUAAAAUAAAUGUUAAUGAUAUAUUUUAUGAUUUAGUUCGACAAAUCAACAAAAAAUCACCUGAGAAGAAACAAAAGCAGAAAAAGAAACCAAUUUGUGUGCUUCUAUAAAAAUAUGAUUUGGAACCAAAAAGUACAUUUAAAGAUUUCAAAGACAAUUGUAAGACAAAGUGUGUAAGCGUGAAGGCAAGUGCGGACGUGGAGAGCCUCUUCCAGUGGAGGGUAGUUAGCCCUGUAUAUUCUUUUUAUUAAAUAUUUAAGUAUUUGUAUUUGUAAUUAAUUAUAAAAUAUAUGUCAGUUAAAUUUUUCCAAAAAUCAAGGUUGUUAUUGACUCUAGAUGCAAUUCUAUUUAGUGAUAGAGUAUUUUGAAAUCUACUGCCAAUUAUGUGGUGUCAAAUAGGGAUAGCGAUAUGUGAAUCAGUGGUAUGUGCUACUUCUGAGCCAAGACUAUCGACGGGACAAUACUUCUUGACCACAGCAUUUUUAGGGUGUUUUAUAUUCCUAUCUAGAAUAAGCCUAGUAUGGUGGGUCCUCGAAACAUCGCGGAUUCCUUGUGGUAGUUCCGGAGUAAGCACUGGAGCUGUUGCAUGAGGGUGUUCAUGCGACCGCUACAUCCUAGCCGCAUAUACAUACGUUAUGACCACUUCGUUAAAUACGUUUUAAUUGUGUUAGAUGUCCUUGUAAAUGGAUGAUGUAGGUUAGCGCAACAGUAUAUCAUUAAUUAGUACUGUGGUGCUUACUCCGUUAGCAAUGUGGUAGACUUAGGCUCUGCGGGGUGGUUUUUCCAUCUCACAAGUGCCAAGAAACAUUUCUCCAGAGUCACAACUUCUUCUAACAUAUUUGUAUUUUUAUUAUAUAUUUGUAACUGAUUUCAUUAGUGUUGAAAUUGGAAAUUGUGAUAACUUUUCUGGUUAGCUUUUGUGUAUGUGGAGGUUAAAUGCUCUUAUUUCGCACCUGCCUUUUGCACAACCAGCGGUAAAAACACAAUGCAAUGCAAAUACCGCUUGCCAAUACUUUGAAAGAUUAUGUUAAAAUAUAGUUAAUAUAUACAUAUUAUAUAUUUUGUAAUUCACCGGAUACUUUUCUAGAUUCCAAUCACAAGAUAUAUGUGUCAGUUGAAAAAUUUCUUCCCAUUAAGCAAUUAAAAAGAAAUUGUAUAAAUCAA